Molecule: messenger RNA, 3054 nt
Organism: Schistosoma bovis
Lineage: Eukaryota; Metazoa; Platyhelminthes; Trematoda; Strigeidida; Schistosomatidae
Source: the annotation of a GenBank genome assembly
AUUUAGUGUGUCUUUAAGUGAAUUCACUAUGAUUUGUCCUUGGAAAAAAGAAAGAUUACAUUAAAUAAAUUGUAUCAUUUACCUAUCAUAAAGAUAGAAUGGAUUGUGAGAUAAACUAUUGAUCGUUUACUAAUCUAGGUGCAUUUGUUGGCCAAUAAGAAAAAUCUCUGUACAUACACCUACUACUAUUUGUCCGUAAGAAAAACGUAUAUAUAUAUACAUAUGCAUGCGUAGAGAACAUAGAUACUGUAUCUACUGUAGUUACAUUCACCUAUUACAUCAUCAGUAAUAUCCAACCUUAAUCAUCGUUAAUUUAUCCUUCAGUAAACUAUUUACUUAACAAUGAUUAAUUAAAAGUAAAUUCUUAUGGAUAUUUACAAUAGUUUAAUUUACUUUUGAUGAAAUCAACCAUCUUUUUCUUCUUUUUCUUCUUAAAUCUAUCAAACAUUAAAUUUAUCCGUCUUUCUUAUUUGUAUAAAAUUUGAAAUUGUAAAAAUAUUAUUCUAUCUUACAUAUAUAAAAAUUAAUGAACAUGCUUUACGGUGGUCCUCUUGGUACUUAUCUUAGUGGUUUAUCAUCAACAUCUUCAUCACCAUCAUCAUCUUCAACCAAUGCAACAUCACAUCUUAAUUCAUCAAGUUCAGUAUAUAAUUCACCUAGUAAUAGUACAAAUUAUUAUUCUGGAAUAAGUGGAUUAAGACGUAGCAGUUCAAGAUAUCGAAAUUCUACAAGUGGUAAUAAUUUAUCAACAACAUCAACCUCAUUAAAUACUACUAACAGUAGUAAUAUCAGUAAUAAUAAUAGUAAUAGUAAUACUGUAAGUGGAACUAAUCCAUAUUCAUCUUAUUAUACACCACCAGUACGAAGAAAAUAUGGUACACCUGAAACGGAUACCCCAAAGCCAUCACGGUAUUUAACACGUACACAAGGUCUUUCAAGUAAUAGUGGGAGUGGUAUUGUCAGUGUUGGUGUAGGCAGCAGUUGUAGUGUAACUGGUACAUCAACUUCAUCUUACUCAGGACUUCCACAAUAUCCACGUAGGUCACCAAAUAAAAUUGGUUCAAAUACAAAUUAUACAGUUGGUGGAAUAGGUACUAGUUCAUCAUGGAAUUCGGAUUUGAGUAGUGCUGCAAGUAAAACACCUAAUUACAAACAGUUAUAUGAAGAAGAAAAACUGCUAACAAAUGGUCUACGUGAAGAGGUGAAAGCAGCCCAGAAAGAACUGAAAGAAUUAGAAGACGCCUUGGAAAAUUCAGUUGGUAGACGAAGACCUAGUGAGGUUGAACAAAGGAAGAUAUGAUGCUAAGAAUCUAAAAGGAUUGGCAAGGUGGUUUGGUCAAGUUUAAGUAUUUUUAACAAUUGUAAAAUUAUGACUACUUUCUUGAAAUGAAUCGCAAGCUGUGUUGUUAUAUCACUAAGUACUUUCUGUCAUCACUCAGUUUGACUUAAAAUUGAUUAUCAUUAGCUGUUAUGUGAGACAGUAUUUAUUCAACUGGAAACGAUCUUAAUUCAUUUGUAUUGUUUGUAUAUCCUCACAGAACGCGCAUAUGCCAAGAGAGACUAAUCAGUUUCACUUCUAAACAUCAAUAGAAGGAUUCAAACAACCAAUACAAAUUUAUUGAACUCUACCCCAUCGCAGGAGCCAGUAACUAACUGGACUCAGUGCACAAGUGGAUAAAGAGAUGGAAUUUGAAGCGAACGGCAAUUGAUUCGAGUCCUGGAGUGAAUAUGAACUCUAGGAUGCAGGCAUAUCUAUCAGGCAAGUCCCGAAUAGGACGAAACGCACGUCCUGUAUCUCACUGAUAGUCACUAUUCAUUUCUGUCUAUAACGAUCUGUUGUUAGAUUUAUUCUCGUUGGAAGCCUGAAACUGUAAAAAUAAACUGUUUUGUUUUCUGUAAUUCCUAUAUACUCUACAAUCAGUGUAUGCUUUCGAAUAUGACCAUGUGUAGGUAGGUGGUCAUCUUCAGUUUAUGUCCAAUUUUUAAAAAUCAUCAGUUAUCUACUUGUUUACGUAUGAUAAAGCUUAUCUUUAAAUGAAUGAUUUCAACCAAAUUAAAUGAGCAUUUUUCGAGUACGUUGUAAAUUCAUCUAACGAUUUCCAAAUGAGUUCACAGUAAACUUCAGUUUAUAAACAAAAACAGUAUGCAUCAUUGAUACACCACAGUCUCGAAGAAAGUUGCACCACUGUUCAUGUUGUUUAAAGGUUACUUAAUGCCUCAACUUAUCGUAUUGGUAACACAGGAAGUUUAUUGAGUCGUUGAAAGAGAUCUAGGUUUUAUGUACUUACAGAAAAUCUUAUAUUAUUAUCGGGCAAUCUUCUUAACGAAAGUUAUGUUCCACCACAUUAAUUGGAGGUAGACAACAAAUUUGAAGUCGAUAAGUGACUAUUUAUAAAUCCACAAGUUAUUCAAGAAUAAAAGGAUAACUGUAGUCCAACUGGGUUCCGUUUCAGUGUGGACAACAACUCCAUUUAAAAUAUGUUUCUAAUUUAAACAGAAAAAUAUCUUAUGAAUCUCAAGAUGUAUUUCUUGUCUUUUUCAGAAAUUUAAAAUUUAAAUAAACUAAGGUCAGAGAUUGGUUUGUUCAACUUUCCUAACUCUUUAGUUUCACUUCAUUUUUGUGUCAUAACUAAUUUGUCUAUACCUGUAAUCAGUUCUAAUCUAAAAUAUAGUUAUUAAUGUUUUCUAAAGAGCUGUUGUAAAGUGCAAAUUUAAUGUAGUUUUGAUUAGUAUCAGAAGGGGUUUCGUAGAGAUUCUAGUAAUUUCAAUAGUUGAGAGCAUGAGUUAGUUGAAGCUAGACCACCAUGGAAAACAUGGAAGUUUUGAUUGUCUACAGUCUUUAAUUAUUUUGUUAGAUAAGCAUCCUUUCUCACAAAAAUGAACUUAAAACACAGUAACAUAGUUCUGCAUUCGUUUAGUCAAAAAUGUUAUUUAUACGAAUUAUAUAAGGUUCUACAAAACGAAUAGUACUAUAGUUUAUGCUACUGAUAUCAGCUAUAAUGUUAAAAUGGUAUUUAGUCAAAUGAGUGAAUGAAUUUCGCGCCAAAAUCCAAA